AUGACGGCUGACGAGCUCGAACCGUGGCUUGCCUCGGAUAAGAGUCAUCAAGCAGGCACCGGGGUGGGUCUCGUGAUUGGAGCUAAGAUAGUGGAUAUCCUGAAGAAGAACCCGGACAUGGACCCAGAGAAAUAUGAAGGGGUGGUCGGUUACAAUAGUCGACAUCUGGUGCAAGAGGAUCAUCUCAAGGAAACGAAAACCAAGGAAGAGCUCGCCAAUACAAAGAGCACCAUAAGGUGGAACGCCGAGUUUGAUGCAGUCUGCAAAAGUUUCAAAAAUUGGGGUCAUGAUCCGGUCGAGGCCCUCGAGGAAGGAGAGAGCGCCGUGCCAUAA
Molecule: messenger RNA, 333 nt
Organism: Suillus paluster
Lineage: Eukaryota; Fungi; Basidiomycota; Agaricomycetes; Boletales; Suillaceae
Exons: 5
Coding region: 1-333 (110 amino acids)
Source: RefSeq, a predicted model, not a curated record